Molecule: messenger RNA, 2001 nt
Organism: Anopheles coustani
Lineage: Eukaryota; Metazoa; Arthropoda; Insecta; Diptera; Culicidae
Product: fatty-acid amide hydrolase 2
Exons: 4
Coding region: 110-1720 (536 amino acids)
Source: RefSeq, a predicted model, not a curated record
GGUGCUUUUUAUUCCGGUGCGGAGAAAGUCUCCACCACAUAGCGUUCCACGGCUCCUGUUUUAACUUUGCAAACAGUUUUUCCGACAGUUUCUCGCAGAAUAUCAGUUUAUGGUUGUAGUGAUUACUGUGCUUCGUCACCGAGCCUGCUCUGAUACAAACAUGGUUCGCCGUCUGUUGGUGAGCUUUAUAGCCUUCAUCCACCUGGUGAUCGACAAGCUGCUAUACGUGGGGCUCAAAUGGUACUGGGGUCCAAGUAAGCAGCGAUGUCCGACCCUCCAGCGCAAGCAGCUCAUCGUGACGUAUAGUGCAGUCGAGCUUGCCACGAUGAUUCGCAAGCGCGAGGUGACAUGCUACGAGGUGGUCAGUGCGUUUAUCGAUCGUAUUAACGAAGUCAACCCGCUAGUGAACGCCGUCAUGGAUGGACCGAUAAUAGAGGCACUUGACGAGGCGCGGCGGAUCGACGAACGGUUCCAGCAGGGUGCUAUCGAUGAAGCGGAAUUGACUUCGAAACCAUUCCUCGGUGUGCCGUUUACGACGAAAGACAGUACCGCCGUCAAGGACCGGUUGCACACGCUCGGUAUUGUUGCUCGGAGCGGGGUCAAAUCGAAUAACGAUGCAGAGUGCGUACGGUUGCUGAAGGAAGCCGGUGCAAUCAUCAUCGCGACCACGAGCAUACCAGAGAUAAACCGUUGGCAAGAAACCCGGAAUAACAUCAUCGGACAGACGAACAAUCCGUUCGAUAACCGGCGUACAGUUGGAGGCUCGAGUGGUGGCGAGGGGGCACUACUUGCAGCAUGUGGAACACCGAUUGGCUUGGGAACUGAUAUUGGAGGCUCGAUUCGAAUGCCCGCUUUCUACUGCGGAGUGUACGGUCACAAACCUACCACCGGGAUCAUAAACACACGCGGAUGCUCCCUUCGUACUGGUCGCGAACCAUCGACCAUGGUCGUGGCCGGACCAAUGACACGCUAUGCAACCGAUCUACUCCCCCUCAUGAAGGUUCUCGUUAGUCCGGAAAUAUCCGUCUCCCUAAAGCUGAACGAACCGACGGACAUCCGAAAGCUGCGCUACUUCUACAUCGCCGAAUCCGGCGACAUCAAGUGCAGUGCGGUGCAGCCACAGCUUCAGAAAGCAAUGGACCGGGUAGUGGAUCACUUUUACCAACUCGCUCCGGGCGGUGUUAAGAAAGUAACGCUUAGCGGAACGGAAAAAACGACCAACAUGUGGCGCUACUGGAUGACGCAGGAACCUGCCAACUUUGGCACUCUGCUGGGUAACGGCAAACCGCUUAGUCCGCUAGUCGAGCUGGCUAAGAAGCUGACCGGUCGCAGUGAGUACACGAUGGCGUCGAUCUAUUCACUGAUCGAUACACUGCUCCCGCAAGAAAAAGAAGACAUCAUUAAGGAGCUGACCCGCCGCUGUGAUCAGGAACUGACCGAGUUGCUUGGAGACGAUGGAAUUCUAUUCUAUCACAGCACCACACACACAGCACCGUACCACUAUGCGGCCUUUGUUAACGUUUACAACUUUAGCUACUGGUGCCUCUUUAACGUGCUACACGUUCCGGCCACACAGGUUCCGCUGGGAUUGGAUGCCGAUGGAUUGCCUCUCGGCAUACAGGUGGUAGCGAGCCGUAACAGAGAUAGGCAUUGCUUAGCGGUGGCGGAAGAAAUGGAACGAGUAUUUAAUGGACGGAUCCCACCGUUCAUUGUUGAUUAGAAAGUAACCGACUUCUACCUAGGGACAUAUGGAAAAGGGACAUGUUACUUAUUAUGCUACAAAAGACACGUAUUUCCAUGGCAAUUUUCAAACCACCAAUUGAUUGAAACAUCUCUCUUACUUCUUCAAACUCUUCUCUUACUUUAAUUGCUUGGUUGUUGGUUAAAUAUUUAUUCAAUAAUUUAUUUCUUCGUCUUGUUUUUGUCAUCGUCUUGUACUGCUAAAAAGUAAAAUAAAUGGAACAAGCCUCACUGUGUGUUGCAGUUUUGUUGUCGAUCAAA